AUGAAGACGUGCUACUAUGAGCUUCUUGGAGUCGAGGCUUCCGCCUCCGACACCGAGUUAAAGAAGGCUUUCCGACGUAAAGCGCUCCAGCUCCACCCUGACAAAAACCCUGAUGACGUCGAAGGAGCCAACGCCCGUUUCGCCAUCGUCCGCGCCGCCUACGAAGUGUUACUGGACCCUCAGGAAAGACUGUGGUAUGACUCCCAUAAACUGCUGAUUUUAAGGGAAGAUGACGAGGUGUUUGACGAUGAGCCCCAGACGGUGCUUCCCACGAUGCUGAUUGACGAGUUGAUGAGGUACUUUAACCCAGUAUUGUACACUCAAGUCGACGACACGUUAAUGGGAUUCUAUAAGGUAGUGGAGCGGGUAUUUGACCGGUUAGCCAAGGAAGAAGUGCAACACGGCAAGCACCAGAACCUCCCUAAGUUUGACACUUAUAAGGAUGAUGAUGGUAUGGCACUGGAAGACUAUUGUCUCUAUAAGAAAUUUGGUAAUUCUCACAGUGAUUAUGUGAGCCACACCAGAGAAUUCUACAACCAGUGGUCCCAAUUUCUGACGGUCAAAAGCUUCAAUUGGAGAGACGAAUACCGAUAUCUGAUGGCUCCUGAUCGGCGUACCCGUCGACUUAUGGAGAAGGAAAAUAAGAAGAUCAGGGACCAAGCUCGUAAGGAGUAUAACGAAGCGGUACGGAGCUACGUGCUGUUUAUUAAGAAGCGGGAUCCCAGAGUGAAACAAGGGGUGGAACAGGCAGAGAAGCAGCGCAAAGCUAAACAACAGCAAGAGUUCAGAGAGCAAACGAAGCAACGACGGCUCGAACAACUCAUGGCCACGGGUAAAUUUGAGGCUCAGGAAUGGCAGACAAUGACGGCAGCUGAACUUGAAGAAUUAGAGGACCUUUUGGAGGAUGAAUACAAUGUACUGACAGAACUGGAGUACGCGGAAUCUGAAAAUGAGCCUGACCAGUAUGAUGAGUACGAGUGCAUUAUCUGUAACAAAGUGUUCAAGAACGAGAACCAGUUUGUCCAGCACGAACAGCUGAAUAAGCACAAGAAGGCGGUGAAGAAAAUGCAAUGGGAAAUGAGAAAGGAAGGGCUUGAGUUAGGGCUUGAUGACGACUUUGUUGAUGAAGGUGAUGAGUUAGCGGAUGAGGAGCAGGAAGAGGUGAAGGAGGAAAAGGAGGAGUUUAAGCGGGAGGAAAACGAAGUCGACGAUGUUAUGGCUGCAGAAGAGAUGGCAUCACUUAAUGAAGAUGUCCAGGAGCUUAACGGGAAGACCAACACCGAGGUUCCCGUGGUUGAGCUUAGCCAGCUUGAAGUGGACGACGACGUUGAUCCUGAUCUCAUGGGGCUGCUUCAGAACUCUGAUGCCGAUGACGAUUGGAGCACUCCGAAUAAACGUACGGAGAAGGGGAAACGGAAAAAGGAGAAGCGAAAGAAGAGGGGUUGA
Messenger RNA from Diutina rugosa, 1446 nucleotides. RefSeq lists its product as uncharacterized. Gene Ontology annotation, cellular component: cytoplasm. The transcript has a single exon. Gene Ontology annotation, molecular function: nucleic acid binding; zinc ion binding. The record is from RefSeq and is a predicted model, not a curated record. The coding region runs from base 1 to 1446 and encodes 481 amino acids. Lineage: Eukaryota; Fungi; Ascomycota; Pichiomycetes; Serinales; Debaryomycetaceae.